UCCAAGUUUGUUUUUUAUUUAUCUGAAUGCACAAUGCAGGGUCAAUGAAUAAGCGCCACAUUUUAUUUUUUAUUUUUUUAUUUUCAGCCAUUUUUACUCCAUUGACAUGAGUUUGGCACAAAAGACAGCGAUUAUCACAGGGGCGACGAGAGGCAUUGGUCUCAGUAUUGCCGAAAUCUUUGCUAAACAAGGCGCGCGUACUAUUCUUAUAGGACGUGAUUCUGAACGAGUUCAACUAGUGCAAAAGAAAUUCCGUGAAAUGUUUAGUGAUCAACAUGUAGGAAUCGUCAUGGAUGUAUCGAAUAAAGAUGACAUUGAUUCAGUCUUAAAGGAAUUAUUGAAAGGUCAACAAAUUGAUUAUUUGAUUAAUGCAGCAGGCAUAUCCAGAGAUGGACUGUUGAUCAAAAUGAAAAGUCAAGAUUUGGAAGAUACCAUCAAUACAAACUUACUAGGAACAAUGAGAGUGAGUCAACAUGUAGCCAAGUCAAUGCUAAGAAAGCGAAAAGGGGGAUGUAUUAUCAAUAUCUCAAGUGUGAUUGGGGCCAGUGGUAAUAUCGGACAGUGUGCUUAUAGCGCCUCCAAGGCUGGUCUUGUCGGCUUUACAAAGUCACUUGCCAAGGAAUUGGGCCCUUCUCAAAUAAGGGUAAAUGCUAUUGCGCCAGGAUUUAUUGACACGGACAUGACACGGGAUAUAGCAGAAGAAACAAAGUUGAAACUAAUCGAAAACAUUCCAUUAAGAAGAUUUGGUGAUGCUAAUGACGUAUCUUUAGCCGCUUUAUUUAUCGCCCAAUCAAAUUAUAUCAAUGGACAAGUGCUAAGCAUAGAUGGUGGUUUGAUACUUUAAAAGACCCUCGGUUUAACAUUUUAUCCUAAAGA
Messenger RNA from Mucor mucedo, 876 nucleotides. Its product is annotated as 3-oxoacyl-reductase. The transcript is spliced from 2 exons. Gene Ontology annotation, molecular function: oxidoreductase activity, acting on the CH-OH group of donors, NAD or NADP as acceptor. The record is from RefSeq and is a predicted model, not a curated record. Lineage: Eukaryota; Fungi; Mucoromycota; Mucoromycetes; Mucorales; Mucoraceae. The coding region runs from base 107 to 844 and encodes 245 amino acids.